Drosophila sulfurigaster albostrigata is the source of this 3658-nucleotide messenger RNA. RefSeq names its product DNA-binding protein D-ETS-4 (gene Ets98B). Gene Ontology annotation, biological process: cell differentiation; regulation of transcription by RNA polymerase II. The transcript has 5 exons. Gene Ontology annotation, cellular component: nucleus. NCBI's taxonomy places the organism in Eukaryota, Metazoa, Arthropoda, Insecta, Diptera, Drosophilidae. The record is from RefSeq and is a predicted model, not a curated record. Gene Ontology annotation, molecular function: DNA-binding transcription factor activity, RNA polymerase II-specific; sequence-specific DNA binding. The coding region runs from base 888 to 2471 and encodes 527 amino acids.
CAUCGACAACAACAACAGUAGGAAAGCUCUCUUUAAAAAACUCUUAAAGCUGCAGGCAAAGCUGCACGAGAGCUUGUGAAACCGGUUUGCGGCUCAAAAGCUUCGCGGUGUAUGAGGUAAGCAGCACGAUCGAUGCGAUCGCAGCGCACAGAAAUGAGCGUGAAGACUUUGUGAACGGUUCACAGCGGACGAUUGUGCCAAAAUCAAAAUCAACAACAAAAACAAGACACUGAGAAAGAGAGUGUGGCAACGAGUGUGAAAGAGAGAGAGAGCGAGCAAGAGAGGAACAGUGUGUGGAGCCGAAAGAAUGUGUGUGAAAGAGAGCAACAAGUUUGCAAGUGGAAAUUUUAACAAUAAAAUGCUGUGAAAUACAUUAAACUGGCCUCAUCCUCAAGGCAACGUCAGUGUUCAAAACAAAAGCAAUAUCAAAAGCAACAUAAAUAAAAGUCAAGAAAAAACAGAUAUUAUAAUAAAAAGCACAAUUCCAAAUCAAAUAUGCGAAGGGAAAACAUCAAAAACGUAAAAUUUUAAAAUAUUUACUGCACAUUAUUAUGAACAAAAGUGUUGAAGCAACGACAAACAAAUUGCUGAGUUAAAAAACAUUUGAAUAUAACAAAAAACAGACAAGUGAAAGACAGAAAGGGAGCAAGUGAGUGCGCUAAAAAGAAGAGUGUGUGUUAGAAAAAGACAGCCAAUGACAGCGCUAGACUUUCGCAGCUAACGUUUGAAUUUUGCACGCACACGCCAAACGCUGUGAACAACACAAGAAAAAUAGACUAACAAAAAAAAAACAACAAGCUCACAGCUUUAGAUACAGAUACAAAAUAGAGCUCAUAGUUAAAGCAGAUACAAGCGCGAAUCGCUGAUUAUCAAGAAAUUGUGCAAAAAUGGAGUAUGAGAAAAUGAUGUACAUGCCAAGCGCUGAGAUGCCGCACAAUUCACAGUUUAAACUUGGCGCCGCGGUGAGCACAGAACAAUUCCAGAGCCAGACGACGCCGGAGCAACAAUUCGCCGCUUACUCCUAUGCGGAUAACUUUGAUUUGUCGCUGCUGCCGGAGGACGCGGGCAUUCCCACAACAGUUUAUCAGUACAACGCACCACAGAUUAAGAUCGAAAGUGCCUGGGAUUGCGCCAGUGUUGGCGGCGAUCUACACGAACAGUUGGCAACAACCAGCAACAGCAGCAGCCAUCAGCUGAUACCGCCUCCGCCCGCCUAUCCGCACAGUGCCUAUCCCUCGCCUCAGUCGAGUCCGCAGCAGUCGGACUUUGCCUCAUUUGCCUACGGCAAUAAGUACAACGGCAGCUACGAUUGCCUGAGCAGUCCUUGUCCCUCGCUGGACGCCAGCAGCAUCAAGCAGGAGCUGCACAUUUUGCCGCCAUCGCCACCAGAGUCCAAUUGCGAGACACCUUCGCCUAGAUCGGCGUGCAGCGACGGCAGCAGCAGCAUCAAGGCGGAGCCUUUGGAUGUGGAUGUGGAGAACUACAUAGAUUUGAAUUCAUUGCUGCAGCAGCAGCAGCAGCAACAGCAGCAGGAGCAACUAACGGAGACGAAGCCCAGUCAUCAGCUGUUGCGCGAGUGCCUCGAGGACACAACGUUCCAGAAGAAGCACAAUCUGAAGCCGCUGGCACUGGAGUCGUUCAUCGGUGGCCUAGCCGAGGUGCGUGGUGACUUUGAGCCGGUCAUUUCGCUGGCGCUGGAGCAUGCCAAGCGUGAGGCGGACGCCAUCUGCGCGGAGCUGCAAAUAUCGCAGGAUCCAAAUGCUUGGACGUCCGCCCAGGUGCAUGCAUGGCUACGAUCCACCCUCGCGCAGUUCAAGCUGCCGCCGGCCUUGAAUCUAGAGUUGCAAUUCAGCGAGGAUGGCGCCGCACUUGCAUUACUCAGCGAGGAGGAAUUCAUGCGUCGUCUGCCCGAGAGUGGCAGCACAUUGCACGCACAGUUGGAGAUAUGGAAGAUGGCCUAUGCCGAUCAGUUGGGCAAUAAUCAUGCUACAACUGCCAUCGAGAAUGCACAGCCAUCACAAAAUAUGUGGCCCACACUUGAAUAUCCAGCGCAGACGAGUCUCGAGCACGAGGACAGCGAAGAUGACGAUGAUAUGGAGGUUAGUGUGACACCAGCCACAGUUGCUGCCACCGCCACUGCCACGUCCACGGCCACGCCCCCUAAGCGUACGGCGGGCACACGCAAUGGCGGCGGCUCGCACAUACAUCUCUGGCAGUUCCUUAAGGAGCUGCUGUCGGCGCCUCAGGUUAAUGGCACUGCAAUACGUUGGAUUGAUCGCAGCAAGGGCAUCUUCAAGAUCGAGGAUUCGGUGCGUGUGGCCAAGUUAUGGGGCAGACGCAAGAAUCGACCAGCGAUGAACUAUGACAAGUUGUCGCGUUCGAUUCGGCAGUACUACAAAAAGGGCAUCAUGAAGAAGACGGAGCGUUCGCAGCGUCUCGUCUAUCAGUUCUGUCAGCCGUAUCAUCAGUAAGCAAACAAAAAAAGAAGGGAGAUGAAUUUGGGGUAGUCUGAGUUGACUAGUUCUAAGGCUAUUUAUUUUAUUUUAUCUUUGUUUAAGUGUCAUUCAAGUUCGCCCCGUGAAAUCUCCGAAUAACGUGUGUAACUAUGCUCGACUAGUCCCGCGGAUUUAGCGAGUUUUAGUUUCCUUUUGUAUAUACAUAUUGAUAAUUCUUUAGCACGAAGGUAAGUUCGUGCAUUAGUUCGACUUGAGCGACGAGCGAGAGGAGUAGAGUUUGGUUUGGUUAGGAGACAAAGUCUCAUUCAAACACUCACACUCGACUUUCGACUCGACUCGAGUUGAUUAGGCUAAAGUCAACUGGCAAUUGGCGAAGGUAAGUUCGUCGUGUCGUUGGCUUUAAGUUACUUCACCCUCCCCCCCUCAAAUCAAUCAUUUAAAUUGCAAUUGUGUGCGGGGGCGUGGCAAUUUUGUGGGCCCCCCAAACGAACUGCAUGAGUUUGACUUACCGGCGGCAUCUUUAUUCAAAUGUUGUCUGUGCGCCUCGAACCUGUGUUGAUCUCCCCUUCUGUCUUCGAUUGUCAUUGUGCUAUAUGUUAUUGUUGUUGUUUGUGUUGGCGUGUUGACCGCCAUUAGUAGCCUGUGGCGAACUUGGCCAAAGGUCACACACACGCGCACACAUACGCACUUGUAUGUGGCGCAAGACCAACAACAACAGGUAACAAUAACAAGCAUAAGAAAAUGUCAACAAGGCAGCAAAGGGAAUCAACAAAACCAAAAUGGAACGAGGCAGCAGUCGUUAAGGCAGCAUUGAAGGUGUUGUGGUAAUUUUAGGAACCAUAUAUCUAUGAUAUAUCAAAAGUAAGUUCUAUGAACAACAAAACAAAAAAACAACGAACAAUUUGUAACGAAUACGAUUAGUUUGAUAAGCAGCAGCACAAAUACAGAGAAAAGUACUUACAAUUUUAUUGUUGUAGUACUUUCGAUUUUCUACUUCUAAGUUUAUUUUCCGAUAGUUCUAGAGUUCUCGAAAAUUUUCUCUCUUCUCUUCCAAAAUGAAAAGAGAAAAAAUUUUCGAUGCAUCGAUGUAUAGUUAGUAUAGAAGUUGAAAACUUUUGCGCAAAAACUUUAAUACUUAAUUAUUUAUUAUUUGCAUUAUUAUGAUUACUUGUUAUUGCGGUGUUGGUACAAAGUAUGCGUUU